AUGGCAGACUGGACGUGCAGCGCCAACGAGGCUCUUACUUUAUCCUUGGUGCGCGCCGAGAAGGAUAAGGAAGCUUUAGCGGAGGACGAGUCGUAUGAGGGAUUCCAUCCGGUGUUUACCUACCCCAUCUUUGGUGAAGAGGAGACGAUAUAUGGGUAUAAAGACCUCGUGAUAAAUUUGAGGUUUGCGUCGGGGUCUCUCGCGCAGUAUCUGUCCGUGAGAUGGUCGGAGAAAUUGGAGUCUUCCUCCACGGUCGAUGAUGUCGAGGGUACCCUGGCUAAAUUCAUACCAGAAGACUAUUACAAGCAGGAAGAUACUUUCGCGAGUCGGGUGGAACUUGAGGCCACUUCCUUUGAGCCACUCGGCGAGAAGAUAUAUUCGUACAAGCGACGGUCUCCCGCGGCUUUAGGGAAGCGCAAGGCAGUCAUCCCACAGGAUGCUCUUGACCCUGAGGACCCCGAUACCGUUAUCUACGAGGUGUACCACGCGACAUGGAACACUCUGGGCUUCCGAGAAUAUCACCGAAGAAUGCAAUUAUUUAUUCUGCUAUAUAUCGAAGGUGGCUCUUAUAUCAACGAGGAAGAGGACUCAUGGGAAUUCGUCGUGUUGUUCGAGAGACGGAAGCGAAAAGAUGCGCCGAGCACCCCUACCUAUCAUUUUGUGGGAUACUCGUCCCUAUACCCGUUCUACUGUUAUCCAGAAAGAGUCAGAAUGCGACUCAGCCAAUUUGUCAUCGUGCCUCCAUAUCAACGGCAAGGCCACGGUUCUGAACUCUACAACUCGAUCUACCAAUAUAUAGUAUCCCGGCCAGAUAUAGCUGAACUAACAGUAGAAGAUCCCGCCGAGGCAUUCGAGGAUCUCCGGGACGUGAAUGACCUCAAAAUGCUGUUAAAUCACACGCAGUUCAUGGAAGAAGCAUUAGGUCCGGAAGUUGCUUCUGCUGCAGGCGGUAAGGUCCCCAGGCGUAAGGGCGCCGCCAAGGGAAAGGGUAAGCUGGGCCCUCCGGCGGAUAAGGGCUGGGUCGAGAGAUGGAGAAGAGAGCUGAAGAUGGCAGGGCGCCAAUUCUCUCGGCUCGUCGAGAUGCUUAUACUUCUCUAUAUGGACCCCGCUGAUGCUGUCGCUGCUCGAGCAUAUCGGCUACAAGUCAAGGAGCGGAUAUACCGCUUUAAUUUCGAGGUACUGGCGCAGAUGGAGAAGCCAGAAAGGCAGGAGAAAUUGGAAGAGACAUUCCAUAGUGUAAAAGAGGAUUAUCUGCGAAUUUUAUCGAGUGUCCGGUAGGGCGAAGAGUAAACAUCAUAUGCUGGAUGUCCAAAGCCCAC
Messenger RNA from Gloeophyllum trabeum ATCC 11539, 1319 nucleotides. Its product is annotated as histone acetyltransferase type B. Gene Ontology annotation, molecular function: histone H4 acetyltransferase activity; histone binding. Gene Ontology annotation, biological process: subtelomeric heterochromatin formation. Lineage: Eukaryota; Fungi; Basidiomycota; Agaricomycetes; Gloeophyllales; Gloeophyllaceae. The transcript is spliced from 11 exons. Gene Ontology annotation, cellular component: nucleus. The record is from RefSeq and is a predicted model, not a curated record. Bases 1 to 1278 code for a protein of 425 amino acids.